CCAUGGAGACAGGAGGAGGCUGGGCCCGGCCGGAGCAGCGAUGGAGAAAUACGAGCGGAUCCGGGUGGUGGGGAGAGGGGCCUUCGGCAUCGUGCACCUCUGCCUGCGCAAGGCCGACCAGAAGCUGGUGAUCCUGAAGCAGAUCCCAGUGGAGCAGAUGAGCAAGGAUGAGCGGCUGGCAGCACAGAACGAGUGCCAGGUCCUCAAGCUGCUCAGCCACCCCAAUGUCAUUGAGUACUAUGAGAACUUCCUGGAGGACAAGGCACUCAUGAUCGCCAUGGAGUACGCCCCAGGGGGCACACUAGCAGAGUUUAUUCAUAAGCGCUGCAACUCCUUGCUGGAUGAGGACACCAUCCUGCACUUCUUCGUGCAGAUCCUCCUGGCUCUCCACCACGUGCACACCAAGCAGAUCCUGCACCGUGACCUGAAGACUCAGAACAUCCUCUUGGACAAGCACCGCAUGAUUGUCAAGAUUGGAGACUUUGGUAUCUCCAAAAUCUUGAGCAGCAAGAGCAAAGCCUACACGGUUGUGGGAACCCCGUGCUACAUCUCCCCAGAGCUCUGUGAAGGGAAGCCUUACAACCAGAAGAGUGAUAUCUGGGCUUUGGGCUGUGUGCUGUACGAACUCGCCAGCCUCAAGAGGGCUUUCGAAGCUGCGAAUCUUCCUGCCUUGGUACUGAAGAUCAUGAGUGGAACGUUUGCCCCAAUAUCAGACAGAUACAGCCCCGACCUGCGCCAGCUCAUCCUUAGCAUGCUGAACCUGGAUCCUUCCAAGCGGCCCCAGCUGAAUGAGAUCAUGGCCCAAGCCAUCUGCAUUCGGCCCCUUCUGAACCUCUACACUGACGUGGGCAGUGUCAAGAUGAGAAGGCCUGAAAAACCCUUGGCUCCAGUGCCAACAGUGACCCACAGCCGGACGGGGGGACGAGUGAGCAGUGCCAGGCCGAGGGGUGUUCGAGGGGGCUCAGCCAGGACAGGAAUCCCUCCUCCUCUGUCAUCCAUCUACACGUGGGGGAGCGGGAUCACCACCCCCCUGCGCCUGCCCAUGCUGAACACUGAGGUGGUGCAGGUGUCUGCAGGCAGGACACAGAAGGCUGGGGUCACCAAAUCAGGGAGGCUCAUCAUGUGGGAGGCUCCCCCGAUGGGUGCUGCGGGAGGCCCUUCCCUCCCCGGAGCCACCGAGCAGCUCCAGCCUCAGUUUGUGUCCCGCUUUCUGGAGGGUCAGUCUGGUGUGACCAUCAAACACGUGUCCUGUGGUGAUCUCUUCACAGCCUGCCUCACAGACAGGGGGAUAAUCAUGACCUUCGGCAGCGGCAGCAAUGGCUGUUUGGGGCACGGAAACUUCACGGAUGUGAGCCAGCCCAAGAUCGUGGAGGCCCUGCUGGGCUACGAGAUGGUGCAGGUGGCCUGUGGCGCGUCCCACGUCCUGGCGGUUUCCAACGAACGGGAAGUGUUUGCCUGGGGCAGGGGGGAUAAUGGUAAGAGAUGGCUGCUUGGUAAAACAGGGCUUGUGCUUCCCAUUGCCUGUUCCUACUCCUCUCACCAGCCCUGCUUGCCCACGGUCCUCUCCAGAUGUGCCAGGGUAGGUGGGUGUGGAAGAGCUGCAGCUGCUUUACCGCAUGCCAGUGCCCCCGGGGUUUGGGUUUCGCUGCCUUCUAUGGGCUCUUGUAGCAGCUACGUUGAUGUUCAGGUUGUGUGUUGCCAUCAGCUGUGUCCUGCUCUGUUCCCUCUGCCAGGUCGGCUCGGGCUGGGUACCCUGGAGUGCCACAACUCCCCCCAGCAGGUCACAGUCCCACCGGAGCAUGAGGCCCAGAGAGUCAUCUGUGGCAUCGAUUCCUCCAUGGUCCUCACAGUGAAGAACCAGAUUCUUGCUUGUGGGAGCAACAGGUGUAACAAACUGGGCCUAGAUCGGAUCAGCUCAGCAGAGGAGCCUUCCCCAGAGGACCAAGUGGAAGAGGCCACCGUGUUCAUGUGUGCCCAGUCGGUCCCCUUGAACCAAGAGCCGAUCGUGUGUGCUGACAUUGGUACAGCGCAUUCGGCUGCAGUCACAGCUUCUGGCCAGUGUUACACCUUUGGGAGCAACCAGCACGGGCAGCUGGGUACCAACUCCUGCCGCAACAGCCGUGUACCCCACCUUGUUGUGGGGCUCCAGGCGAUGAAGGUCACUGUGGUGGCUUGUGGGGAUGCCUUCACUGUGGCCAUUGGUGCAGAUGGUGAGGUGUGCACAUGGGGGAAAGGAGCCAGGGGACGCCUGGGCAGGAAGGAUGAGGAAACGGGAACGCCAAGGCCGGUGCAGCUGGAGGAGACACAUCCCUACCUGGUGACCUCCAUAGCCUGCUGUCACGGGAACACGCUGCUGGCAGUAAAGCCUGCCGUGGAAGAGUCGCCUUCCCAGUGAGUUUGAGUCAAGAGGAGAUGGAUGCAUCCAUCCUCAUCGUGUACAAUGCUGGGGCUUCCCCCAGCUGCCUGGAAUGCCUUGUCCUCUCAGUGCUUCCUGAUGGCUCAGCCCUUGCAUCCCCAGGCUCAGGAGCCCCAAAGAGGAAACAGGGAGCUCCUACGAUGGUUCCCAUGGAACCGGAGCUGGUCUCACUUAUGGAAUCAACAAGGAUCACUGUGAACCUCCAGUGCCUGAGAGCUGCUGCCCUGGACGUGCCAUGGGGUGGACAUCCCCAGAGCUCCGCUGCUGCUGUCAGUGGGGAAGCCUCCCUGCUGGAAGUGCCUGUGUGGAAGGGUGAGGAGCACAAAGGUUGUUUUCCCAGUGGAAACUGUCUCUGGUUACACAGCCCAGGCUGACAGCUCGGUGUCUGAGAGCUGUCAGCCUGUGCGCAGCAGUGUCUGGAGUUAGGGCCCCAGGCGCUCCUCGGGGUGACUAAGUGCAAACCUCUUUUCUAAUUAGAGAAGCCUGUCCUUUCCCAUCCCCCAAAAAGCAUUUCACCCAUUUGUUGAGCUGUUUAUCAUGCUUUUGAGGGUCCUGCUCUGCACAGCAGGACGAACCCGGCAUGAGCAGCCCCUUUGUGCAGCACAACCUGGUUUGCUCUCCCAAAAUACAGCCUGGAGCUUUCCAAUUAGAGCCUCCCCCAGCACCAGGAGCUCACCAGAGGAUCCUCCAGCUGACAUUUGUCCUCAGGCCCCUAAAUCCUGCUGCUGACCAGCUCACAGCCUCCCAGCUGAGCUAGCAGAAGGCAGCGAAACACAGCGAGUGAUUGUCAGUACUUGAAGUUUUUUAACCCAGAUCUCUCCGGGGAGAUGAUGAGCUUUCACCAGGGAUCCUUUCUGCAGGAGGGGGCAUAUCACCAUGUCACAGACAGGAGUUACAGUUUUUAUCUCCAGAAGGGUCUUUUCCUUUCCUUUUUCCCCCCCCUCCUCUUUUCUUUUUUUAACUUACAUCUGCCCUGGGCCAUUUUUUGAUGAGCUUCUGUCUCUGAUCUGUCUGACAUUGCAAAUGCUCUUGCCUUUCACAUCCAUCUUUGUGCCGUUGCCAAUCUGUUGUGUAUAAAGUCAGGGCUUUCAUAA
Strigops habroptila (Kakapo) is the source of this 3510-nucleotide messenger RNA. RefSeq names its product NIMA related kinase 8 (gene NEK8). Bases 41 to 2395 code for a protein of 784 amino acids. The record is from RefSeq and is a predicted model, not a curated record. The transcript has 14 exons. Gene Ontology annotation, biological process: protein phosphorylation. Gene Ontology annotation, molecular function: protein kinase activity; ATP binding. NCBI's taxonomy places the organism in Eukaryota, Metazoa, Chordata, Aves, Psittaciformes, Psittacidae.